Schizophyllum commune H4-8 is the source of this 1313-nucleotide messenger RNA. RefSeq lists its product as uncharacterized. The transcript has 5 exons. The coding region runs from base 207 to 1067 and encodes 286 amino acids. NCBI's taxonomy places the organism in Eukaryota, Fungi, Basidiomycota, Agaricomycetes, Agaricales, Schizophyllaceae. The record is from RefSeq and is a predicted model, not a curated record.
UGCGACCCGGCGCGGCGGCAACGUUACGCCACCGUCGUCGGCUUGAUGGGAAGCAGGAUGGAAGUUCGACAACGACAAAUGAUCAGACAUGGCAUCCUUAUGGCGGGGUGGGCGGGUUAAAUAGGCUGGGACCUGGUGACAACCUUGUUCCUCGUUCCCCCCUUGCCCUUCUUCUCCUUGUUCUGUGGAAGUCCUUCUUUUUCACCAUGACAUUCCUUUCGCUGCCUCUUCAUUCCCUCCAGUAUGCGGAGAUCGUCGUACGCAGCAUGGACCCCGAUGUAGACUUCAGCAAUCUGUCUUUCUCGGUGCGCCCGACGUGCCCACCAUCGUCACCGCUUACCAACGUUGACAACGUCGAUGUGCAAGUUCGUGCUGUCUGCGACGCGCGCGGCAGCUAUCUUUCCAUCUGCCUUGGUCGCCCCAGCGGAGAGCCAUCAUCGCUCUCAGCCCCCGCGAUCGAAUCCUCACCGUCACCCCCAUGGUCUAUUGGCAGCGAUGGCAGCUCUGACGGGAACGAAGCCCUUCUGGGUGAAUUCCUCCAGUCUGCACGAAGGACAGACGAGUUCUUGGAUGCUUUGCACGGUGGGAAGGCGGCUUGGGGUAACGAUGCGAAUGGAUUCAGCGGCGCGUCCGGCUCGCCCUCCGCCUCACUCUCAUCACCGUACGGCUUCGGCGGCUAUUUCUCGGGCUCGUUUGAUGGUCUACCGUCCCCGCCAUUGACUGCCUCAUCAUCGUCCGCGGGCUACUCCGAUCCUGAGGGCUCGCCCUUCGCCUACGGCUGCACCCUCGACGACGAGAUCCCCAUAUCAGGGAGCUCGGAGGCCGUCAAGCGCGCGCGCUCGGUGGCCAAGAUGAUCCCCGUCUCCCGCAAAAAGCCCGCGCUGAAGUGCCACUACCCGGGCUGUGACGCGCACUUUUCGCGCCAACACGAUCGGAUGAGACACGAAGUCAACAAGCACGGCCACAAAUGCGAGUUCACGUGCGAUACCUGCCGGCGCUUCUUCUCAAACGCAUCUACGCUCGAGCGUCAUCGCUGUACGGGAGUGCCGCCGGCUAUGGCUGCUUGAGCGCCUCCCUGCUCGAGUACUACGUUUAUUUAAUUUACUUUACUGUACAACAUCGGGCGGGUCGCCUACGCGGCUGUGCUUCACUAUCGCUAUCUGUAGCAGCAGCUGUCCUUACCAUACCACAUACCACGUAUUUAUCGGAGUGGACGGCGUGCGGGCUUUGUAUUUUUGUAGGUACAAUGGGACGAGAAUAAAUUAACCUUGGACGACGGGUCCAAGGAAGCCACACUCAUCAGUCAGCUUGAG